This is a messenger RNA of Leishmania braziliensis MHOM/BR/75/M2904, 2928 nucleotides long. RefSeq lists its product as hypothetical. Bases 1 to 2928 code for a protein of 975 amino acids. The transcript has a single exon. NCBI's taxonomy places the organism in Eukaryota, Euglenozoa, Kinetoplastea, Trypanosomatida, Trypanosomatidae. The record is from RefSeq and is a predicted model, not a curated record.
AUGGGCGCCAUCAACUCGUGCAUAUGCUUGGGGGCGAAAAAGUACCGCUUCAAGGACUUAAUCGUCUCCGUCUAUCCCGACGACAUCCACGGCGGCCCCGACGCGGAUGCGCUAGCCAAGCUCAACAGCUACGCAUCCAGCAAUCCAGAGAGUAUUCCUCGCGUGUGCCGCAAGAUCGGUAAACUGCUUCGCGUUCACCUUGCGAAGAAGAAAGAGAGCCGAGUCAUGGUGUCUGUACUCAUGCUGCGCUCCCUCAUCGAGCACUCCGCCCACGUGAACGACUUUGUGCCCCACAGUGUGGACAUAUGUGCCCUGCUGCUCUCAACGAACGUGUCGCGCUACCACGUUGGUGCCGCGGAUGUGCUGAGCACGCUGUGCUAUCAGCUCAGCACGCAGCCCGACACAGACUCGGCGCGCCGGCUGAUGGCAGACAACAAAGACCGUCUUGUACCGCAGCUGCUGAAGAUGACGCACGAUCACAUAGCGUUGUGGAAGGAUGCAAGAGCUGUGCAGACGCGCUACGCCGCGAUCCUGGCGCUCGGCAACAUCGCUAACUGCAUCCACAUAGCCCUGGCCGGGAAUGCGGCGGUCAUCAUGCAGGCCAUGAUCGUCAACCUCAUUCUUGUACUGCGGGAGUGCGUGCAGGAGCCUCUCAGUGAUUCGUGGGUGCGCCUCCUGGCGAAGCAGCACUACGGCAGCUCUGAUGCAACGUGGGCGGCUAGCCCCAUCGUGCAACUCCCGGUGGAAACGGAAGAGCAGGAUGUCGUGUACGCGCUGGCCUGCAGCCGUGGCAUUGGUGCGACGGCGGCCUGCACCACCACGGCCGGCGUCGGGGAGCUGCUGAACCGCGUCACGACGCUGCUGGAGAAGCAGGAUGGAUGGGGGAUACCGUACGUACCGUCGCUCGUGUUCAGUGACAUUGUGUCUGCCAUGCAGCGCCGCCCACAGCAGCUGGGCUUCUCCGUGUACCAGUGCCUGUGCGAUGUGGGGCAGCGCACGUCUGACCCGAGCGUGCGUAUUGGUGUGCUGCGCUCCCUGCAGACCUGCGUAGACGUGUUGCCAAUGACGGGUGGUCGCCCGACGGUGGUGCUGGAUCGCAUUAUGAGCAUUAUGCAGCUGCUCAUGGCCGGCAGCACUGCAGACGGGGCCGAUGCUGCAGACGAGGGCAGUGUAGAGAGCGCGCGUCUCACGAAGGAGACACACAACGCCGUCGUAAUACUCAUCGGCCGGCUUCUUCGCUCUACUUACCGGCAACACAAUGCAUCGCAGCUGCAGAGCAUCCUCAUCUCGCUGCGGCACCUGCUCGAGACGGCACAGAGCAGCGGGACACCGCAUCCGACGCUGGCGCUGCGGCUCCUUGUCGUGGCCGCGCCGUACCUGCGCUCUGUGCCAUUGGUGGACCGCAGAGACAUGCGAGUAACAAACGUGCUCGAUCUCUACCUCAAUGGUGGCGGCGACGAUGUGCAGCGGCGCUUGGCGUCGCGCGUGCUGACUGGCAUCCUCGCCGGCAUCCCGGUGCAGAGGCACGGCGCGGUAGGAAACGGUGAUGGCGACAGGGCGAAUGCGGCGGCACUCACUGCUGCGUUCUCGGCAACAUCAUCAUCACCCGUAGACACGGAGACAUUGCUUACAGACGAGGAGGACGUUGCCUUCGCGCAGGAGUGGGUGAAGCGGGUAUCAAGAGAAACGGAGGGAAUCACGCCGCUGACGGUGGUGUCAGUCGCUGACGUUCUCUGCGCUCUCAUGGCAGGCUACGGCGUGAGUGGGCUGCCCUUCACACUCGCGUUUUUGUGGACGCUGCAGAGGCGCUGCGUGCGCGCAGAGCCGGCGAGUGCAGCGGCCGCAGCAGUACCGACUUUGGCAGCAGCGCAGCAAGACGACAGCACCAACGCCUCCACCGUGGCGGCGACAACGAUGUCCGCGUCGAGGACCGCCACGUCGCCCCUCACCCGCGCCUGGUUACACAUGAUUGCGGCCUUACUGGUCUGCUGUGGCCGCGUGUACGCCAUUCCAAAGCUCCAUUUGUAUGGGCAAGAGAUACUGGAGAAGAGAGCUGCAGCUGGCCAGCUGGCGAGCUGCUUCGAGCCUGCCCUGCGCGUCGCCGGGCACGCCACGGAUGUGUACACGAUCAGCGGACUACGCUACCUCGUCUCCGAGAAGAGUCGCCCGCUCGCGACAGACUUCACAGAGGCACCUGUGUCAAAGUUGCCGUCGUUCAGCUACGUGUCGAACAUCAUUGUGGACGCGGAUUGGCCAGAGGUCGCCGUCGUCUUCGGCGCCAGCGAGGAAGAAGAGCUGCAUGUGGUGAUUGAAGAAGUGUGCUUCCAGCCAGAGAGCGAGAUAAACGUGAGCCUGAUCAGAGUCAUCGACGCUCGCAACGCAUCGAUGUCCACCACCGACGCCACGUCGCCGCGGUCGUGUCACUUCUCCUUGAAUGUACAAGAUGAGGCCAAAGUAAGCACGCUGCGCUCUCUGCGCAUCUCUGUGGCAGACAACAGCAUCCCGCACACGCAGGACAGUCGCGGAGAGGUGCCGUUCAGCGCCGCUGCGACCACCACAGCCAAGAAGGUGCAGGAGAUCGCGAAGCACUAUAACGUGAGCGCAGAGACGCAGGUGCUGCAGCCGGAGACAAUGGCCACGCUUCCCCCGCUGCCGAUGCUGCCACUACCUAGAGAUGACGAGGAUACAUCAGGGGGGAUGAGUGAGUCAAGCGAACCUGCGUCGGAGGUACGCGGGAAGGCAAAGCCGCCGCCGCUGUACGCAGCUGGGUUCACGGCUGAGAACCGCUCCCGCAGCGGCGCCGGCAUGGAUAGCGCGGCGUGGGUGAAUCCGCUGAAUGUGGACGUUGGCAUUCAAGCGGCCCGCAAAGUGCAGACAGUGUUGUCCAUCCGUGCACUGCCAGCGGGUCGCUACGUGUCCAUGGCGUAG